Molecule: messenger RNA, 684 nt
Organism: Chaetura pelagica (chimney swift)
Lineage: Eukaryota; Metazoa; Chordata; Aves; Apodiformes; Apodidae
Gene: FAHD1
Product: fumarylacetoacetate hydrolase domain containing 1
Exons: 1
Coding region: 1-684 (227 amino acids)
Cellular component (GO): mitochondrion
Molecular function (GO): acetylpyruvate hydrolase activity
Source: RefSeq, a predicted model, not a curated record
AUGGCCUCCUCCUCCUCCUUUUCCAAACCGCUGUCCCGCUUCUGGGAGUGGGGCAAGACCAUCGUGUGCGUGGGGCGGAACUACGCGGGGCACGCCAGGGAGCUGGGCAGCGCCCUGCCCGCACAGCCCCUCUUCUUCCUCAAGCCUUCCUCGGCCUACGUGCGGGAGGGCUCGCCCGUCCUGCGGCCCUACUACUGCCGCGACCUGCAGCACGAGGUGGAGCUGGGGGUGGUGCUGGGGAGCCGGGCCCGGGCCGUGCCCAGGGACGCGGCCAUGGGGCACGUCGCUGGUUAUGCCCUCUGCCUCGACAUGACGGCCCGGGAUGCUCAGAGGGAGUGCCAAGAGAAAGGGCUGCCCUGGACCUUGGCCAAAGCCUUCAGGUCGUCCUGCCCUGUCAGUGAUUUCGUGCCCAAGGAGAAGAUCCCGGACCCUCACAAGCUGAAGAUCUGGCUCAAGGUGAAUGGGGAGAUGAGGCAGGAAGGGGAUACGUCGUGCAUGAUCUUCUCCAUCCCUUACCUGAUCAGCUACAUCAGCGAAAUAGUCACCCUGGAGGAAGGGGACUUGAUUCUGACAGGGACCCCUGAAGGAGUCGGGUCUGUGCAGGCCAAUGAUGAGAUAGAGGCUGGGAUAAGUGACAUCCUCUCCAUGAAGUUCAAGGUGGCCCAGCAAACACGAGGAUCCUAA